AUGCCUCGUGGCCAGGCCACAGCAAAGCGUCAGCAGGGUGUUGCAAACCAACGCGAUACCAGGCAUGAGAAUGGACUUGUAGGGCCCGGAAAGAGGGUGCAGAGGCAGAAGAGUAAUGGCCAUCUCAACGGGCAUGCGAAACAACCAGAGAACAAUUCAAAGUCUCCAACGCCCACGCCACCACUCCCAUCUCUGCCUUCGAACGCUUCAUCUCCAUAUCCACAGACAAACGGACAUGCUAGGCAAACACAACCACACCCAGCAGAUGCUCAUUCCGCUGCAGAUCCCAAGAUGUCCAACGGAAACGGAAACGUGAGGCGGCCCUCCGCUGGCGCGUACUCGGAGUCCUCCUCGUCCGAAUCCUACCACAAUGUCCCCGGCAUAUCCAAUGAAUAUCACCGCCGUAUCGAUGUCAACGCGGCAAAGAACCCCGCCGUGCACCGUGACGUCGGUCCUCUCAAUCUUGCCCUCACCGUCUUGCGGUCCUGUCCGCUGUACGAUACGAUUGCCAUCCUCAUUGUCCUACUCCAACUUCCGCCGACCUUCCUCUCGCUCAUUCAUCUCCUCUUUGCAACCUUAACCUUUGUCCCACCCUCGAGCUCGACGGCCACGGGAUUGAGCUUCACGGACAUAUUUGAAGGGACAAUGGGGACACCAUCUGUUGCAACAAUCUUGGUCGUGGAUUUGUUUGUCUUGAUGAUAUGGCUGUUUUUGUGGAACCCCGCUCAGGAUAUUGCACUGGACCUAGCCCAAACCGUGAUUGCGUUUACCCUAGGUGGCGGAACCAAUGGUAGGGAUGCUGGCCUAAAGAAUAUUUUUAUUUGCUUUUCCAUUGUGGGCAUGUCACAUUUUACUCGCAAUGGCGACAUGAAGCAAUCAGGUCUCCGUGCUCUGCUUUCCUCAUCAAACCGAAUCUUGGGAUCACCAGAUCCCGAUGACCCGCUAGAACAGACCGCUCACAGUGUCAAUAAGAAGGGAGCGCAUGGUUGGAUUCGAAGCAUUCUUGCUAUACACAUUCUUGCCCAAGGGCUUGUACGUUAUGUUCGAGAUUGGUAUGUUAGGAGGAACUUGAGAGAAAAACGGGAUACGUCAACUUCUAUCAACGACCCAGAAGCAGGGAAAGCACUGGCAGAUCCCGGCAACGAUUUCUCAGUUCCCGCCUCGCAAAGUCAAGACAACGAUCCCACAACACCCCUGCCCGUUACCAACACCGUUAGUUCAAAGAAGAAGAAGAAGCAGAGUGCCCAGGUCCGUAUACGACAGCCUCUGUGGGCUGCCCUAGCUAGCACGAAGAUCGUGGUGGUAAAGGAAUACGAAACUUCGCAUACUGCAGCCGAGUCUGCCGGCACAAACGCAACAGACAUCAACAACCUCGGAAAUGCGCCAUUCAAUACCGAAGCAGAUCGAAUAUGGAUAACAUAUGUUGGAACUGAUGAGGUGUUGUUUAGCACGAGUUACUUUCCCAACUAUACCCCGUCUGAGAGUUGUGAGGAGAAGAAUGUGGAUUCAUCUGGGGUUGACAAGUCAAAACCUUUUUAUGUCCGUGUUAAUCAGACAAUUUGGCAGCCUACCCGCAUCAAUGCGGCUAUUGACCCCGAGCGCCCGGCAAGGCAGGAUUCUAGAUGGAGUGGGGAGGUUUUCGGCCUUGCGCCUGCGUCCAACUACGAAUGCGAGUUUGUUAGCACCGCCGAUCAUACCGUAAUUUUCUCUACCAAUGUUCGAACGCUUCAGGCUCCUACCGCGGAUACAGCAGUUGGGCUGUCUCCAAACCCUCAGGUCAGCGGUCGACCCGGUUCUCCAACUACAACACUGAAAACCUCUAUUGCCUCAUCAGAAGUGAAGCUCACGGAAGAACGGCACCGCCAGAAACGGGAACGCAAAGAUCAACGAGCGAAGCUACAUUCCAUUCGAAAGGAAAUCGACAAGCUCGCUAAUAGUAUUGCUUCUUCUGGUGGCAACGAUGACCGCGUCAGACAGAAGAUCCAGCAGAACCAUCUUCAUACAAAACAGGCUGAAGACGCCCUUAUUUCUCUUGCGGAGGAAAUCAAGUCGCUCGAGACUGUUCCCAAGGACGAUGCAUCGCUCUAUGCAUCCUCAAAAUCCGAAUUCCAAACCCAAAAAGAACAGCACAAGCAAUCCCGAUCCGAAUUCAACAACACCAAGCAAGCCGCCGAACGCGAUAUCUCCACCCUGAAUAAUGAAAUCUCCACCCUCCAGCAGAAGCGUGAACGUAUGCAAUCCCGAAUUGCCAAACUCAACGGGGAGCAUGAGCGUAUUACAGACGCAAAUGCUAAAGGCUUGGACGAGGUUCAGAGGAAAGAACGCGAGAGACAGGCGAAGGAUACAGAAAGGGCUAAGAUUGAUAUAAUAUACAACGACCGUCUUGCUGUUUUGAAUGCCCAAGUACUGGAAACAACUGCGGCUCUUCAAGUUAUGUAUAGGAAUAUCGAUACUAUGCAGCAGGCCGAGAUAUACGCAGCCGCAAGCCCCACAACCAGUGUGCCGAAUCUCCAUGCGAGCUCUGCUUUCGGUCCUGAUGUGAUUCCUGAGGGCCUUGCCAGCGCCGCAUAUCCUUGGAAUCCGGCUAUGCCAGCCACCACUGGAGGAUAUGUUCCUAGUAUCUAUUCUACUCAGCUCCCUACACAGCCGCAAGGCUAUAGGACUCGAGGGAGAAGUAGUAGCAUGCUGAGUAACUUGUCCGGCUUCACGCAGAGCGAUGGUGAUGCUCCUGGUCCCUCGUAUCCUCCGCAAAUCGGAAAAGCCGUCUGGUAUGAUGCAGAUAAGGAAAGGAAUGGAAGUAGCGGCAGUGGCAGCGGUCCUGGUAGUGUUGGUGACCCUAAAAGUCCCAUUGUUGGAAAUGGUCAUGUUGCGAAGUAG
Molecule: messenger RNA, 2877 nt
Organism: Venustampulla echinocandica
Lineage: Eukaryota; Fungi; Ascomycota; Leotiomycetes; Helotiales; Pleuroascaceae
Exons: 1
Coding region: 1-2877 (958 amino acids)
Source: RefSeq, a predicted model, not a curated record